AUGCUGACAUAUCUAAGGAAGUGGCCCUUGCACCAGAUACUAUUUACUGGUGCAAACGCACUGAAACAGAUAUUCACUUUUUCCUUGGAAUUAGCUGGUGGACAAGGAAAUCCUGCUCUAGCCAAUGAAGCUACAGCAAUCGCCAUCAGUGUUUUGACACAAGACGUUGAUUGCUUUAAGCAAUGGGAUGUUCUCUACAAGGAGCAUCUUGAAGCUAGCGUUGCUCUUCUUAAAAAGCUUGUAGACGAAUGGAAGGAUCAUUCCCUCAAACUAUCAUCAUCGUCGAGUGAUACUCUCACUGUCAAGCAUGCUAUGAACAGCUUCAGGAUGAAGAACGAAAAAGCCAUCACUGAAGGAGUAGCCAAUCUUUCUCUUUACAAAGAAGCUGACCAGUCGUGCAAACUGAUCUCCAGGAGACUCUCACGUGGCCCCGGAAUAGCACCAUUAACCGCUAUGGUUAUAGCAGCUGGAGCAGCCGCUGCAGGAGAAGUUGUUGGUUGGAGCCGCACUUUAUCUAUCUUGCCAAUAUAG
This is a messenger RNA of Brassica oleracea var. oleracea, 531 nucleotides long. RefSeq lists its product as uncharacterized. The record is from RefSeq and is a predicted model, not a curated record. The coding region runs from base 1 to 531 and encodes 176 amino acids. NCBI's taxonomy places the organism in Eukaryota, Viridiplantae, Streptophyta, Magnoliopsida, Brassicales, Brassicaceae. The transcript has 4 exons. Gene Ontology annotation, cellular component: Golgi apparatus; endoplasmic reticulum.